Eutrema salsugineum is the source of this 788-nucleotide messenger RNA. RefSeq names its product transcription initiation factor TFIID subunit 13. The record is from RefSeq and is a predicted model, not a curated record. The transcript is spliced from 6 exons. Gene Ontology annotation, biological process: transcription by RNA polymerase II. Lineage: Eukaryota; Viridiplantae; Streptophyta; Magnoliopsida; Brassicales; Brassicaceae. The coding region runs from base 156 to 539 and encodes 127 amino acids. Gene Ontology annotation, molecular function: protein heterodimerization activity.
UUUUCCAUAUAAAUAUGUAAUUGUGGAGAUCACCGAAAUCUCUCCCGUUUCUCCGAUUUCAUCAUCGUCUUCGCACGACCACCACCUCUGCACGCCGAAGCUAAUUCUAUCCACGAAGAAUAAGAAGAAAAAGAAGAAGAAGAAGAAGAAGGAAGAUGAGUAACACACCAGCAACGGCUGCGUCAUCGUCCAAAUCGAAAGCUGCGGGAACUUCUCAGCCGCAGGAAAAGCGUAAAACGCUCUUUCAAAAAGAAUUGCAGCAUAUGAUGUAUGGAUUUGGCGACGAGCAGAACCCGCUUCCAGAGACUGUGGCGCUUGUAGAAGACAUUGUUGUGGAAUACAUCACUGAUUUGACACAUAAGGCUCAAGAGAUUGGCUCAAAGCGAGGAAGGCUACUCGUUGACGACUUCUUAUAUCUUAUCCGCAAGGAUUUGCCAAAACUUAACCGGUGUAGAGAACUCUUGGCAAUGCAAGAAGAGCUGAAACAAGCUCGCAAAGCUUUUGAUGUUGACGAAGAUAAGCUAGCUUCACUUGAUUAAUCUUUCUUUCUUACAUGUAAGCUUCUUUUGGGUUGACCUUUCUGAAGUUAGUUUUUUAGUUGUUAGCUUUUGAAACUCAAGACUGCAAAAACAGCUUAUCGCGGAGUGGAAUCCUAAAGUUGGUUACCUAUGAAGUGUUCUUACAUCAAACCCGUAAGUGAUGAUGAUCUCUCAGUAUAACAAAAGUGCAGUCAUUGAAAUUAAGACAAGAAAAGAAGUGGAAGUGGAACAAAACACUAAGAUUCUUUU